Messenger RNA from Pipistrellus nathusii (Nathusius's pipistrelle), 279 nucleotides. The record is from the annotation of a GenBank genome assembly. Lineage: Eukaryota; Metazoa; Chordata; Mammalia; Chiroptera; Vespertilionidae.
AUGUGGAAGGUCUGCACUUACCAGUCCAACAACCUCCAGAGCAGAGCCAUAGCGUGUCACCGCUACACCUACAGUGACAGCUACCUGCCCCUCAAUAUCCGCAUCACUCAGCACCUGCUGCUGGCUGCCAACCUCCUGGCUCUCUUGGGGAAAGUGCUCACCAUCAUGGGUCUGCAGAGAGUGUGUGUGGCUCAUCAUCAGAAGGAAAACACCUGCAAUGUCUUCUUUUCUUCUGGAGUCCUGAGCAUCAUAGCUGGGUAUAUAUCUUCAUUGCUGUGA